AGCCCUCUCCCUUUCUUUUCCCUUUCUCUCACAAACUCUUUCCGUUCUGGCGAAGUACUUGUUUGCUGGCUGUGACACUCUCCUCUUUCUUUUUCGUCUCCUUUUUUUUUCACCCUUUUCACCAGAUAUUAUACACCACAACCCGCACACACACACACACACGUACCGCAGUCUUCAUCCACAUAUACUAAUAGCAGCAGCAACGGCACUAUAUCACAACAAAAAAAAACAAUGGAUGCGACACAAUCAAGAGGAUCAAGGAGUUUUCUAUUUCCAGAUCGACUUGUGUCUUCGAUCGUACACAAAUACCGACGUCGACGGAGUAAACGGGAACGUGCAGACAGUGGGCAUCAUACAAACAUGACGACCGAGGAAAGACAAACAGCAGCAGGAGGGCUAGCAAUAACAGUAGCAGAUAAUACUUAUGGCACAUAUGGUGCCAGCAGCAGUAGGGGUCGCAACAUCAACAACAAUAGAUAUGUUAAACAACAUACCCCUCAGCAACAUCCAUACAAUGAUCGUCACCACCAACAACAACAACAACAACAAAGACACAGCAUACAAUCCACUUCAUCGUCGUCACAGGACGACGACGAUGACGACGUUGUUCAAGACAACACUAGGGCUUCCUUUAGAUCCGCGUGUUCCGGCAUGACCCCACGAAAUGCCCCUUCAAUGACCGCCGAGUCAGGCAUGUCUGUGCGAUUACAACACUAUCAUAUCGGCACACCUGUUUCCUAUAGGCUCCACCGCAACAGCAGUAGUAACAAUGAUGCUAAUGAAAAUGAUGAUCAUUCUUUAAAUUCCGCCCGUUCUGGUGAUUCUGCCACUAAUCACUUACAGCAUGACACUUUUAUCAGCCAGCAACAACAACAACGACAGGAGGAACAGGAGCAACAAAGACAGCGACGAUAUCAAAGAAUGUAUCAAAAGCAUCGGCGAGAGCUUCAACAAGAAGAGGAACAAGAACAACAGGAUGGAGAGCGACGAGCGUCGUUCUUCUCCAGACGACCACGCGUGCGACAAGGAUCAAGCAAUCCGAGUAUUGGACAUUCGUGGCGUAUCCGACGAGCGCGUGGAGCCAUGAUGGAGGAUCAGUCUUUACCGGACUUUGAAAUGCAGGUGUUUUGUCCUACCUGUGAGAAAUGGGUCCAGUCGCGAAUUCGGUAUCGUCUAGGCGCAUUAACCUGGCUCGUAGCAUUUAUACUAUUCAUGUGCACGGUGUUUUUGUUCUGGGUACCAUUCUAUGUAAAAUACUUCAAAGGUAUAAACUUCAUAUUACUCGCUACUACUACAACUUGGUGCGGGGAAGGCUCACAACCGUUUCUUUCAAGAUGUGGUCCAUUAUUGUCCAGCCUGUGGUACGAAUAUCGGGAGACAUUCAAAGCUAUGAUUGAAACAAAAUAAUAUUUAUAAUAAAGUAGUGAUAAUGAUACAAGAAAGAUACGCAAUAAAUAUAUUGCAACAAGC
Zychaea mexicana is the source of this 1470-nucleotide messenger RNA. RefSeq lists its product as uncharacterized. Lineage: Eukaryota; Fungi; Mucoromycota; Mucoromycetes; Mucorales; Lichtheimiaceae. The record is from RefSeq and is a predicted model, not a curated record. The transcript has 3 exons. Gene Ontology annotation, molecular function: zinc ion binding. The coding region runs from base 232 to 1407 and encodes 391 amino acids.